AUGAGGCCUGUGGCGCUGCGGCUUUCUACCUUGAGCAGGGGUCUGCUUACUCCCGGCAGAGGUCUGACUCAAGGGUUCCAGAAUCCUGAAAAACAGAGAGUCUUCCACAUUCACGAAGCGUCUUCACCUAUACACGUGAAUAAUGUUCGAGAUAAGCUGCGGGAGAUAGUAGGAGUAUCUACCAACUGGAAAGACCACAUGAAAGCAAUGGAGGAAAGAAAAUUACUUCGUAGUUUUUUGGCGAAGUCACAGGAAGCACUGCCGCCUAGGAGAAUGAAGGACAGUUACGUUGAAGUUCUCUUGCCUUUGGGCAGUCAGCCUGAAUUACGAGAGAAAUAUUUGACUGUUCAAAACACCGUAAGAUUUGGCAGGAUUCUUGAGGAUCUUGACAGCUUAGGAGUUCUUAUUUGCUACAUGCACACCAAAGUUCAUGAAGCUAAGAUGUCUCCUUUAUCCAUAGUUACAGCCCUGGUGGACAAAAUUGACAUGUGUAAGAAGAGCUUAAGCCCAGAACGGGACAUCAAGCUCAGUGGCCAUGUUAGCUGGGUUGGGAAGACAUCUAUGGAAGCGAAGAUGCAAAUGUUCCAGUUACAAGACAGUGAAUAUUGUCCUGUUUUGGAAGCAACAUUUGUAAUGGUGGCCCGUGAUUCUGAAAAUAAGGGGUCGGCAUUUGUAAAUCCACUCAUCCCUGAAGGCCCUAAGGAAGAAGCACUCUUUAAACAAGGAGAAUUGAACAAGGGGAGAAGGGUCGCCUUCAGCUCCAUGUCGUUACUGAAAAUGGCUCCCAGUGCUGAGGAGAGGACGACCAUCCAUGAGAUGUUUCUUAACACACUGGAUCAAAAGACUAUAAGUUUUCAAAGUCGAAUUCUGCCCCCUAAUGCAGUAUGGAUGGAGAAAUCAAAACUGAAGAGCUUGGAAAUUUGCCACCCUCAGGAGAGGAAUAUUUUCAAUCGGAUCUUUGGUGGUUUCCUUAUGAGGAAAGCAUACGAACUCGGAUGGGCUACUGCUUGUAACUUUGGUGGUUCCCGGCCAUUUGUAGUGGCGGUGGAUGACAUCAUGUUCCAGAAACCUGUGGAGGUUGGAUCAUUGCUGUUUCUGUCUUCCCAGGUUUGCUUUACUCAAGGCAACUACAUUCAAGUCAGAGUCCACAGCGAAGUGGCCUCUUUGCACAAUAAAGAACACACAACCACCAACGUCUUUCACUUCACGUUCAUGUCGGAGAACGAAGUGCCUUUGGUUUUCCCCAGGACAUAUGGAGAGUCCAUGCUGUAUCUAGAUGGGCAGCGGCAUUUCAACUCCAUGAGCGCAUCGCAGACCCUGAAAAAGGACUACCUUCUGAAGCCGCAGGGACAGCCACCCUUGGAGACCAGCGUGCCUCAGUGA
Messenger RNA from Pipistrellus nathusii (Nathusius's pipistrelle), 1383 nucleotides. NCBI's taxonomy places the organism in Eukaryota, Metazoa, Chordata, Mammalia, Chiroptera, Vespertilionidae. The record is from the annotation of a GenBank genome assembly.